UCUCUCCCUUUCAUAUUUCCCAUCAUUAUUUUCUCAAACUCAAAGAAAUGGCUGAUCGUUCCCAACCUCACCAAGUCCAAGUCCACUCAACACAUCACUAUGGUGGUGGUGGUGCUAAGGGUUUUCAACGACACCAACAACAAGGCCCAUCAACUGGAAAAAUUCUUGCUGUCAUGGCCCUUUUACCAGUAGGUGGGACUCUUUUAGCUCUAGCUGGUUUGACUCUUAUGGGAACUGUUAUUGGGCUUUUAUUAAGCACCCCAGUUUUCCUUCUCUUCAGCCCAGUUCUUGUUCCAGCAGCCCUUACAAUUGGGCUUGCUGUAGCCUCCUUUCUAACUUCUGGGGCUUUAGGGGUAACUGGGCUUUCAUCUCUCUCUUGGGUCCUUAAUUUCUUCCGACGGACCUCGGUGCCCGAACAGUUGGACCACGCCAAGAGACGUGUCCAAGAUGCUGCUUCUUAUGCGGGCCAGAAGACCAAAGAUAUGGGCCAAGAGAUUCAGAACAAGGCCCAAGAAGGGAAGAGGACUUGAAAAAGCACUGUGUGUGUAUCUAGAAAUCAUAGGAAUAAUAAAGUGAGUCUUGCAUGUUUUUUUUUUUUUUUUGGUUUACAUAAGUGUUAAUGGGUAUGUUGUGUUUAGUUUGUGUGUGUUUAUGUUUUUUCAAGUGUUUUAGUUUUACAUUUUUUGCUCAUAAUUUAUGGUGAGUCGAGAAUUUGGUCUAUUGUACUUGGCUAUCCGUAUAUUAAUGUUUGGUGUUUUGUUUCUA
This is a messenger RNA of Cannabis sativa, 765 nucleotides long. Its product is annotated as oleosin Ara h 10.0102-like. The transcript has a single exon. The record is from RefSeq and is a predicted model, not a curated record. Bases 48 to 530 code for a protein of 160 amino acids. Gene Ontology annotation, cellular component: membrane; monolayer-surrounded lipid storage body. Gene Ontology annotation, biological process: lipid storage; response to freezing; seed oilbody biogenesis. NCBI's taxonomy places the organism in Eukaryota, Viridiplantae, Streptophyta, Magnoliopsida, Rosales, Cannabaceae.